UCUCCGUGGCGUAUCUCCACCCCGGUCCAGCUCUCUGCCAUCCACUAGUGCAGAGUUUCACAGAGAUCCCACUAAAGGCAUACUAACAAGACCCUGAGUCACAGACGGAGCAAAUUGUCAUUGCUUGUGACCUUACGCUGGCCUCAAAUCCUCUUGGGAUCAGCUACCAGAGGGACUGAACUUGGCUUUUGUCUGGAAAUUAUUUGCUGCCUGGGACCUUUCCCACGUGAUUGAAGGCUGAUGGAUACACGUGUCUAGGUGACACUGUGUGACAGAUGCUCACUGUGCCCCACCACCCUGCCCUGGCCUUGCAGCCACACACCAGAUGCGCAGACAGCAGCAACGAGUGCCCUCCCCUGAGCGCAGAUGCUCUCUUUCAAGAAAAAAGAAGACAAACUACGGCGAAACUUCUUUGGCUGCAUCAAUAGUACUGAGAAUGGUGGACCUGGGAUUCAGCUGGAGAUUGCGAAACCUACUUUCCCUCACGGCUGUUGGUCAGUGGUCGCCUUCCACUGCUCCCAAGGGAACCAGAGCAGCUCCGCGCUGACUUCCGUGAGGUCUGAUUCACCAUGGGAGAUCAAAUGAUUUCCUGGCUCAGGUUUCGUGAAGUUCGACAUCUGCUUUGGACCCACAGUUUGGAAAAGGGAUCACCUCUGCGGCACAGUUAAGAGACAGAAAGCGCAGUCCCAGACGAUGAGCACUUUAAGUAGCGCUGGAAUAUUACUCAGCUUGACAACAGUGUCUGUUACGCUGGAUUUUAGUUUGCAUGGUGGUCUGAUGGCUUGGUCUUUAAGCACCAAUUUGACUCUGAAUCAGAGUUUACCUACAUCCGAUCCUCUCAAUGCCUCUGAGAAGGGCGAAGUCUCUCGGCUGUCAGUGAGAGAGAAGAACUGGCCAGCCCUCUUGAUCUUGGUCGUCAUCCUGCUUACCAUUGGGGGCAACAUACUGGUAAUUAUGGCUGUGUCCUUGGAGAAGAAGUUGCAGAACGCCACAAACUUCUUCCUGAUGUCCUUGGCGGUGGCAGACAUGCUGGUGGGUAUCCUGGUCAUGCCCGUGUCGCUCAUUGCAGUGCUGUACGAUUAUGCUUGGCCUUUGCCUAAACAGUUGUGCCCUAUAUGGAUUUCCCUAGAUGUGCUCUUUUCAACUGCAUCUAUAAUGCAUCUCUGUGCCAUCUCUCUUGAUCGGUAUGUAGCAAUACGCAAUCCCAUUGAGCACAGCCGCUUCAAUUCCCGCACCAAGGCUAUUAUGAAAAUUGCUGCAGUUUGGACCAUAUCCAUAGGGAUAUCUAUGCCCAUUCCAGUCAUUGGUUUGCAGGAUGACUCCCGAGUGUUCAUAAAUGGGACCUGCGUCCUCAAUGAUGAGAACUUUGUCCUCAUUGGGUCUUUCAUGGCGUUCUUCAUCCCUCUCAUCAUCAUGGUGAUCACGUACUGCCUGACCGUCCAGGUGCUGCAGAGACAGGCCACAGUGUUCAUGUGCGGAGAGGUGCCCAAGCAGAGGAGGAGCAGCGUGAACUGCCUCAAGAACAACACAGAGCACAUUUCAAUGCUUCACAAUCACGAAGGGGCAUCGCAUUUGAACUCUCCCGUGGGUAAGGAGGCAGUGCUUUUUCGGAAAGGAACUAUGCAGUCCAUCAACAAUGAGCGAAGAGCCUCCAAGGUCCUGGGCAUCGUCUUCUUUUUGUUUCUCAUCAUGUGGUGCCCGUUUUUCAUCACCAACGUCAUGUCCGUCCUUUGCAAGGAAGCCUGCGAUAAAGACCUCUUGAGCGAACUCCUCGACGUGUUUGUUUGGGUGGGGUAUGUUUGCUCGGGGGUUAAUCCCCUCGUAUACACACUCUUCAAUAAAACCUACCGCAGGGCUUUCUCCAGUUAUAUCCGCUGCCAAUACAAGACCAGCAAAAAAUCAGCACUGCGACAGAAUCAGUGUCUGAAUGUUGCUUCGACAGCUUUAUACGGGAAAGACCUGACUUUAACUAGUUAUCGAAAUGGCAAUGAAUUCAACAGCAUGGAACUAGAUGAAGCUGAGGAGGGCCUUGAAAUGCAACCAGGGACUUCAGAGCUCUCCAUAAACAGCUGUAAUGUUGUAAGCGAAAGAGUGAGCUGCGUGUAAAGGCGGCUCACACAGCCUGCGGCUACGGUCUGUCUGUGGCCAAAAUGUAUUGUAUAAAAAUGUAAGCGUUGGUCAAAGGACGUUGUAAAUACUGCAUUCUGAACAAAGAUUUUUUUUAAGGAAAAAAAAAAAAAAGAUUUGUCUUUCCAGUCCAGUACUUAAAACCAUAUAUAUUAAUAUACUGCAGUGAAGUUUAAGGUUCUAUAUUUACUGUUAAUACUAGAUCAGAACUAGUUACUUUGCAUAUGUCAUGGACAAAAUGUUUGAAUUCUUCUUCCAGUGCAUGAACAAAAACGCUGAAUAUUUAUCUCAGGUGGCAUUUGCUGGAGUCCAGAAUGGCACGUUAAUAGUUAUAUAUCAAAUACAUGCUAUUAGACUUGGUCAGUA
Molecule: messenger RNA, 2493 nt
Organism: Numida meleagris (helmeted guineafowl)
Lineage: Eukaryota; Metazoa; Chordata; Aves; Galliformes; Numididae
Gene: HTR2C
Product: 5-hydroxytryptamine receptor 2C
Exons: 5
Coding region: 694-2106 (470 amino acids)
Biological process (GO): locomotory behavior; chemical synaptic transmission; feeding behavior
Cellular component (GO): plasma membrane; dendrite
Molecular function (GO): G protein-coupled serotonin receptor activity; neurotransmitter receptor activity
Source: RefSeq, a predicted model, not a curated record